AAUACCAUCCUGCAGGGGAACGUACUUCAGAUUCAAGGACCUCGCGGGUUCAAGGGCUCCAAAGGGGACGCGGGGGAGAGGGGUCUACCAGGUUUCGACGGGGAUAAAGGAGAGAAGGGUGAGGACGGUCCUCCAGGAGUAAAGGGCCUUAAAGGGGAUGCGGGCACUAAAGGGGCAUUGGGCCGAUUUGGAGCGCGAGGACCGGUGGGCCAGAAAGGGGAACCUGGAGAGCCGGGGCUGAAUGGAGAGAUGGGGCUCAAUGGACAGCAUGGGGUGGAUGGAGAAAAAGGCGACAAAGGAGAUGUUGGACUUCAAGGCAUGCAGGGUGAUCAGGGCGAUCCAGGAGAACCCGGCCUAGCGGGAGAAAUGGGGGCGAAGGGAGAAAAGGGUUUCAGAGGGUUUCCUGGACGCACCGGUAAUCCCGGGCUAGACGGCGAAAAGGGAGAUCCAGGUGUGCCUGGCAGUGCAGGUUUACCAGGACGUAAUGGACUCACAGGACGCAAGGGGGACAAAGGAGUUGGAGGGACCAAUGGUGCUGAUGGUGACCCAGGAGAGAAAGGGGAUAAGGGUACUGCAGGUUUCCCCGGAUUUCCGGGCUUCAAGGGGUCAGCUGGCAGUCCGGGACUAGAUGGAGACGAGGGACCACUCGGAGCCCCUGGUCCUCAUGGGGAUACGGGACCUAAGGGUGAGCGGGGCAGGAGAGGCAAAACGAGGCCAUGCCAGAGGGGGGUACCAGGAACCCAAGGACUGCGAGGAGAAACUGGUUCAGAGGGUAUGGAAGGAGCAAAGGGGGAAAAAGGAGAACCUGGACUAUCAGCUGAAGAAGUGAAGGAGCUCGUCAACCAGGAGGUGGUUGAAAAGUGCGGGCUGGAGUACAAGUUUAUGGUAAAGUCUGUGGAUCCGGACGCAUCGUACGUGAUAACUGGUGGCGAAACUACCAAUAAGCCCAAAGAUUUAGCAAUGACCGUCUCUACUGGGACCGAACUUCGCGAAGAAAGGACGAGACACGACUUUCAAAAACAAGAAUCCAGCAGCAACAUGGAAGAAAUUCCAAGUACUCUUCCACUGAAUCUGGAAGAAGCCAGGAGCUCACGAAAUCACACUGUGUGA
Molecule: messenger RNA, 1110 nt
Organism: Poecilia reticulata (guppy)
Lineage: Eukaryota; Metazoa; Chordata; Actinopteri; Cyprinodontiformes; Poeciliidae
Source: RefSeq, a predicted model, not a curated record